AUGAACUUCGCGCCUCGGCUCUCUGCUAGGGCGAUUCCGCGCGGGCUGAGGGCGAUAAGACAGCAGCACCAACACCAUGGGCAGAACAUAGUGCGUUGUUGGACUAGCACCGCAGCUGGACGAGGAGCUGAAGUGUCACCAGGCUUAUCGUGGAAGACAGGCCAGGUCGUCGGUGCUCUGGCUGUUGCUAUCGGUGCCGGGUAUGCACUCGGUGUUUAUAACUCCGGUUCUGCCUCUCUCGGCUUGUUGAGCUACAAACAUGAGGUUUCACCUGUCUACGGCUCGAUAAAGGACUUUGAACGGGUUAAUACUCUUCCAUCCUCUCUCGAUAUCACCGACGACGAGGACCUACGGCUACACGGAUACUCUGAAUGGUCAACGGUCAAUUGUGACCAGCUACCAGUUGCCGUGGCCUAUCCCAAAUCAACCGCCGAUGUCUCCAAGAUAGCUCAAGUAUGCUACAAGUUCAAGGUGCCUAUGGUUCCCUACUCCGGCGGGUCGAGUCUCGAGGGAAACUUUUCGGCUCCCUUCGGUGGCAUGAGCAUCGACUUCGCUCAUAUGGAUAAGAUAAUCAAACUACACUCCGAUGAUCUUGACGUUGUGGUGCAGCCUUCGAUUCAAUGGAUGGAACUUAACGAACAGAUCAAACAUUCCGGUCUGUUCUUCCCCAUUGAUCCGGGCCCGUCAGCUAAGAUCGGAGGUAUGAUUGGUACCAAUUGCAGCGGUACAAACGCUGUUAGAUACGGAACUAUGAAAGACUGGGUUAUAAACUUGACUGUCGUGCUAGCCGACGGUCGAGUGAUCAAGACACGCAACCGGCCUCGGAAAAGCUCGGCAGGGUAUAACCUUGCCGGCAUAUUCGUUGGGUCAGAGGGCACGCUCGGGCUAGUCACUGAAGCCACGCUCAAGUUAGCCGUCAUUCCAGAGGAAACUCGAGUGGGAAUUGCUACGUUUCCAUCUAUAAGAGAUGCAGCCAACGUUGCCAUGGCGGUGAUACGUUCGGGCGUGCAGGUGCAGUGCGUCGAGAUACUGGAUGAUGUCCAUAUGGAUAUUAUCAACAGAGCUGGCGGGACAAACAGAACUUGGAAGCCUGCGACGACUCUCUUCUUCAAGUUCUCCGGCACCCGCAAUGGGGUAGCUGACUCGAUUAGCCGGACGAAGUCAAUUGCAAGAGACCAUAAUAGCACGUCAUUUGAGUUUGCAAGGACAGACCAGGAGGGCCAUGAGCUGUGGUCUGCCAGAAAGCAAACCCUCUGGAGCAUGCUGGCUCUUCGCAAAGAAGGCUCAGAUGACGUCUGGUCUACGGAUGUUGCUGUCCCAUUGUCUAGACUUCCUGAUAUCAUUGAGCUUUCGAAGAAAGACCUUGACGAACUAGACUUGUUUGCCGGUAUAGUCGGUCACAUCGGGGACGGUAAUUUCCAUGAAGGUAUAGUAUACAACAGGAACAAUCCCGAGGAAGUAUCCAGAAUCGAAAAAUGCGUCCACGACAUGGUCGACAGAGCUUUGGAGAUGGAUGGAUCUUGCACUGGUGAGCAUGGCAUUGGCCUAGGAAAGAAGAAAUAUCUAGUUAAGGAGCUAGGCAUGGACACACUUAAUGUCAUGCGGAGUAUCAAGCGAUCUCUUGACCCGUUAUGGCUGCUGAAUCCUGGCAAGAUAUUCGAUGCAGUGCCUGGCGAGGAUGAAAGGAAAUCAAAGAAGUGA
Trichophyton benhamiae CBS 112371 is the source of this 1701-nucleotide messenger RNA. RefSeq names its product D-lactate dehydrogenase (cytochrome), putative. The transcript is spliced from 4 exons. The record is from RefSeq and is a predicted model, not a curated record. Gene Ontology annotation, cellular component: mitochondrion. Gene Ontology annotation, biological process: lactate catabolic process. Gene Ontology annotation, molecular function: D-lactate dehydrogenase (NAD+) activity; D-lactate dehydrogenase (cytochrome) activity; FAD binding. The coding region runs from base 1 to 1701 and encodes 566 amino acids. NCBI's taxonomy places the organism in Eukaryota, Fungi, Ascomycota, Eurotiomycetes, Onygenales, Arthrodermataceae.